Molecule: messenger RNA, 333 nt
Organism: Protopolystoma xenopodis
Lineage: Eukaryota; Metazoa; Platyhelminthes; Monogenea; Polystomatidea; Polystomatidae
Source: the annotation of a GenBank genome assembly
AUGCGUGGCUACCCACCUUUUUGCUCAUCCACACCACAAGAGACCUACCAGAAAGUGAUGACCUGGCGCGAUACACUCGUCUUUCCACCAGAGAUGCCUGUGAGCCUGGAAGCACAUAACCUCAUCUCAGCCUUUUGUAAUGACGCUGAUUGUCGGCUUGGCUCCUCAGCAGGGCUCGAUGAGAUUCGGCAGCAUGCAUUCUUUGCUGGGGUAGAUUGGGAGCACAUACGAGAGCGACCCGCUGCCAUUCCUGUCCGCCUUAAAUCUAUCGACGACACCAGCAAUUUUGAUGACUUCCCAGAUACGGAUCUCAAGUGGCGUACGCCUUCUUAA